Molecule: messenger RNA, 826 nt
Organism: Thecamonas trahens ATCC 50062
Lineage: Eukaryota; Apusomonadida; Apusomonadidae
Exons: 2
Coding region: 1-795 (264 amino acids)
Source: RefSeq, a predicted model, not a curated record
AUGCCCAAACCGCACCCGUGUCGCCUUGCAGCAGGCGACAUUAACUCGUGGCUCGACGACGACGACGACGACGACAACAACAAUGUGGGCAGAGUCGGCGGAGCUAGUACGGGUGGUGGUGGUCAUGCCGAGGCGCAUGGGCGGCCGGCCAACGAAGACGACAUGCGGCGGAGUGGUGGCGGAGGGCAAGGUGGCGUGGGAGUGACCGGCUUGGAUGCGGCGGACGAGGAUCAGUUCCUUACGCCGCGCGACGGAUGCGCGCCCGACUCGAGCCACAGCGAGCCGUUCAAGCCGCGGAGGAAGCUCUCGUUCUGCAAGGAGUUCUCCCAGUUUGGCUGCUGCGAUGCCAAGGACGCCAAGGCGAUCAAGGCGACGGUGGAUGAGCUUGUUGACCCCAAGUGCUCGGCGUGCCAUGCCAUCAUCGCCCAGAUGAAGUGCUCCGAGUGCCACCCGGAGGCUGGCAAGUUCUGGCUCGAGCGGUUCUCCUCGGUCCGCCUCUGCGCCGGCUUCUGCCGCUCGCUCUUUGCGCUCUGUGCUGACAUUCCGCUCUUCCGCGAUGCGCGCAACGACGACGGAACGAGCGCGGCCAUGUUCAUCAACGGCGGCGACAUCGACGUCGACACCUUUUGCGAGCCGCACGUCGCGCCGGGGCCCAACUGCUUCUCCGGCACCGUUCCGUCCGGAUGGGAUGAGGAGUGCAAGUGCCCCAACCACGACUGUCUUCCCGAAGAUCUCCCACCUCCACCCGGCGCUGCCAGCGAGGACUUUGCCACUAUCAACCUCGGCACCAUCUAGUCUGUUUAAGGUUAAAGCAUAGCCUCUACCA